Clupea harengus (Atlantic herring) is the source of this 1508-nucleotide messenger RNA. It is a transcript of the gene mitd1, whose product is annotated as MIT, microtubule interacting and transport, domain containing 1. The record is from RefSeq and is a predicted model, not a curated record. NCBI's taxonomy places the organism in Eukaryota, Metazoa, Chordata, Actinopteri, Clupeiformes, Clupeidae.
GAUUAUUUUUAUUGAAACACUGCAUUUGACGAGGAAGUGUCGUUUGGCAGUGAGUGUGCUGCUACUUUUCACUAAAUGUUUAGGUUGACAGACGUAAACAGCAUGGGUAAUGAGGUCCACGAUUGGUGUUUUCAGGCGUCAUAUUGCUUUGUGGUGAGAAUGUAGAUUUAAGUUAAUAAAAAAAUGAGGUAGCUAGCUUGUUAGUUAUCUGGUCGGCAAAAGUAGUUUUGGUUAGCUAUAUGGGUUAAGAAGCUUCACAGUACAUUUUAAUUUAGAAAGAAGAGACGAAAAUUACCGUGCACUUCCCCGUAUAGCAAAUACAACGUGUUUACUGUAAGGAGCAAGGGAAUCAAUGAAACAGUCUGACAGUGUUUUAAGGUAAAGUUAGAGUUUCUCUCACUUAAUAAUGUCACUCAACAACAUCCCUGGGAUGGAGACGUCUGCCAUCUCUGUUCUGAAGAGGGCCGUGGAGUUGGACCAAAUUUCACGCUUCCAGGAGUCUCUGGUGUGCUACCAGGAAGGGAUCCAGCUGCUGAUUGAUGUCCUUAAAGCUGUGAAGGAUGAUUCCAAAAAAGUGCACUAUAGGGAGAAGAUCAAGGGGUAUAUGGAAAGAGCUGAACAGAUUAAAGUGCAUCUUAAUAAAGCUAAAGAGGAGGGCAAAUAUCAUGAACAGAUCAAGAUAGCAGACUGUGACACAGGAUUUAGCUAUGAAGUCCUCUUCAAGCCAUACAUCAGUGAGGGCCUGACUGAGGUUUGGGUGGAGGACCCUUAUAUUCGCCAUGUUCAUCAGCUCUACAACUUCCUGCGUUUCUGUGAAAUGCUAUUGAAGACCCAAGGCAAAGUCAAGAAAAUUCACCUCCUGACCUCUCAAGAUGAUGGAGACAGUUCUGCUCAGCAGGUCAAUGCCCUCAGUGAACUCAAGGAGUCGCUUCAGAGGCGAAGGGUUGACCUAGACAUCCAGUACUCCUCCACCAUCCACGACAGAGAGAUCAGAUUUGAUAAUGGCUGGAUCAUAAAGAUUGGACGAGGACUUGACUAUUUUAAAAAGACUAAGGGAAGAUUCUCUAUUGGAUAUUGUGAUUACGACUUGAGAGAGUGUCACGAGACGACUGUGGACGUUUUUCACACAAAGCACACAAAGACAAGUUAGAGCCGGAUAACUAUUUUGUGCCCUCUUACUUUUCUAAUUUUUAAAGAGAGAUAUUCUUGAGAGAUAUGAAGUGCUUUCUCAUAACAACAAUAAUCAAGUAGUGUGUUAUGUUUUUGCUGAGCUGCAGUGCUCAUAAAAAUAACUGACCACAAGUUACAAGUGAUGCCAAAGUUCUUUACCUAUUAUGUUGCUGAUAUUGAUGGACCACAUGAUGUGUAACAAUGUCUUAAUGUACAGAUGGACCAUAAUAAUAUGCCAUAAUUUCUUAAUGGUGACAACUCUGUUAUGUGUUGGAAAUGCUUUUGAUAUAUGUUGGUGGGUUCUAAGGUUUUUAAAAUAAAGUAAGCUAUUUCAGAAA